Messenger RNA from Exophiala oligosperma, 1779 nucleotides. Its product is annotated as 18S rRNA biogenesis protein RCL1. Gene Ontology annotation, biological process: ribosome biogenesis; endonucleolytic cleavage of tricistronic rRNA transcript (SSU-rRNA, 5.8S rRNA, LSU-rRNA). Gene Ontology annotation, cellular component: nucleolus. The coding region runs from base 55 to 1275 and encodes 406 amino acids. The transcript has a single exon. The record is from RefSeq and is a predicted model, not a curated record. Gene Ontology annotation, molecular function: RNA endonuclease activity. NCBI's taxonomy places the organism in Eukaryota, Fungi, Ascomycota, Eurotiomycetes, Chaetothyriales, Herpotrichiellaceae.
CGAAAUAAAGAAAACAUGCAGCAGCGAUAAACCAACACAUCCGGAGCGCUCAUAAUGUCGACAUCUCAGCCUCCCCUCCGCCUUUCCUCUCACAAAUCUUUGACCUCUCGAGUCAUCUUAUCGACCCUCCUCGGCCGCGCCAUACGCAUCGACCAAAUCCGUCCCGACUCUCCCACCAACCCAGGUCUCGCCCCUCAUGAAAUCUCAUUCCUCCGUCUCCUUGAAGCACUGACAAAUGGAUCACAUAUCGAAAUCUCGUACACCGGUACGGUCCUUCUCUAUCGGCCAGGCCUAAUCACCGGUUCUGCGAGUGGAAGUGGCGCGUCGAGUUCUGGAGUCAUACGACAUGAGAUUGCCGCGAACAAUACUCGGGGGUUGAGCUACUUUCUCAUCCCUAUAUGCCUGCUGGCACCGUUCAGCAAGAGCAAAUUCAACAUACUAUUCACAGGGCAAGGCGUAAUCACGAGCGCCACGGAGAAAUGGGGCGACUUGUCCGUGGAUAGUGUGAGGACCGCGAUCUUACCCAUUUACGAAAAAUUCGGCAUCGAACGCGACAUUGAACUGAGGAUACUCAAAAGAAGUAAUCCUGGCCCACGGGGUGUGGGAGGGGUCGGCGAAGUGCAACUUUUAUUUGGGCACCAGGUUCGAUUGCCGAAGACCUUACAUUUCAUGAACCCCGGACGAGUGAAGAGGAUUCGAGGCGUGGCGUACAGUACCGGCGUGAGUGGGAACAACAAUGCGCGCAUGAUUGAAACUGCAAGAGGAGUGUUGAAUCAAUUUGUACCAGACAUCUAUAUCUUCAGCGACGUGGGCAGUGCGCAGUUCAUCACGGUGCAAGAUCGCUCAAGUCAGGGAAUUACAAAGCGGAAGGUAGGCCUUGGAUUCGGGCUGAGUCUGGUUGCGGAGAGCACGACAGGUGCGUUUUAUAGCGCAGAUGCUGUUUGUCCGCCAGAGGGUGGUAAGCCGGCAGAAGACAUCGGGCGGAUGGCGGCUUUUGAAUUGCUCGAGAGCAUCGAGAGGGGUGGCUGCGUGAGUGGUGAAGCUGUUGAGACGGUGGUCACGUUGAUGGCUAUGGGAAGUGAAGAUGUCGGAAGAGUCUGUCUCGGGCGGGAUGUACUGGCGAACGAGAGGACUGUUCAACUGGCAAGGGACCUGAAUGCUUUUGGAGCUGCAGGAUGGGGGAUUAAGGAUGCUGAGGGUGAGAAGGCAGAGGGGUUGUUGCAAGUCAGUAUCGUGGGGAGAGGAGUUGGCAAUGUGGGCAGGAAGAUUGGUUGAGGUGAUCCAACAUCAACCACCUCCAGUAGGUUCUUCACGAUAUUCAACGAAUUCUGGACAGGCAGAUCUCGAGAAAGACGGGUCACGACAAUUGUGCGAUCACUCGGAUUUUUCUCGAUGGGUAACGCUGAUGUCGAGGCUCACUUUACGAACAGCCCAGUAUCGAGAUUGGCGUCCUUGAAUUACGACUAACGAUAUGAAUUUACGAUUUCAAGGAUGACACCAGAGGCAAAACACAUCCGAGGAACCAACACGUCAACAACGCAGAUACCUGGUGUGGCACUCAUACAACGUUGACGGCGAUAUCGGCAACGCUGCCAGACUCUCGACCGAAAGGCUGUCGACAGCCAUGUUGCAAUAGCGUUUUGCACAAAGGCAGCGGUGCAGCACAAUCCGGCAUUUGAUAUGCACAAACUAGCCACCCGGCAGUUGACAGCCUAUGGCGUCCAAUGGCAUUCACAGUGUGUAUGAAAGACCGGGGCUCCGGAUUUGGUCGGAAGUCGA